Messenger RNA from Puccinia graminis f. sp. tritici CRL 75-36-700-3, 3750 nucleotides. RefSeq lists its product as uncharacterized. Gene Ontology annotation, biological process: iron-sulfur cluster assembly. Gene Ontology annotation, cellular component: cytosolic [4Fe-4S] assembly targeting complex. The record is from RefSeq and is a predicted model, not a curated record. Bases 83 to 3646 code for a protein of 1187 amino acids. The transcript is spliced from 14 exons. Lineage: Eukaryota; Fungi; Basidiomycota; Pucciniomycetes; Pucciniales; Pucciniaceae.
AUCAAUUUACCACGACCGAACUGACUCGAGUUUAUCGAUUGCUAGAUUGGUCAAGAGCGGUCAUCAACCUCACCUUCGAACGAUGCAGGACGAGGACCAUCCAGCGAGCGCACUCGUUAACCGUUACCUUGAAUUAUCGGCAGGCCAGAUAACACCCUCAGAAAGUCAGAAUAUCACCCAGGAACUCAGCUCAUGGGUACAGAAAGAACCCCAGACACAUUUAUUACUAGUGAUCCAGGCCUCCCGUUUAGGACUCACUUCAGAAUCUGACACCACUCGAGCCCAUGCAAACAGACUGUUAGCUCGACUAGUGCACGCACUGAUCGACUACAAAUCACUCUCAAAAACUCAAGUCAAUCUCCUCGUCGAAUUCUUUGUAGAAAAGCUGGAUGACGGACCGUCGAUCGUCGUCGAAGCAUUGGCUGCACUGAGGUCGUUGUCCAGAUCGGACAAUUUUCAGGCUGAACAUGCCAUCAAAUGUUGUAAUGCGUUUGUGUUUUCAUCCACUCUACCACACGCCUUCUUACGCGUUCAACUUACACCUUUGCCACCUAACAGCCUCUUCCAGCAUCUCUCCAUCCGCGAUCUCGAGCAGCCAAAAAGGCUGGCUGUCCUCAUGUUGGUCGAUAAUUUACUGGCUUAUCAUCGUGAUGCUUUACAAAGUAUGGGCUCCGAGUUUCUUUCGGGUUACUGCACCCUAGUGGAGGGCGAAAAAGAUCCAAGGAACCUGGUAGUAGCUUUCAAAUUGGCCAAAGUGAUCUUGACUGAAUUUGAUUUGGGUGAUCAAGCGGAGAGCUUGUUCGACAUCACAUUUUGCUAUUUCCCGAUCACCUUCAAACCUCCGCCCGGAAAUCCUGAUGCCUAUGGUGGAAUCACCGCCGAGGAGCUCACUCAAGGCUUGAUCGACUGUCUCUCAGCUACGCCGCAAUUUGGAAUCUUGGUCUUACCUCUCUUGUUAGAAAAAUUUCAAGCGCCUGGAUUGGGGCCCAAGUCCCAAGUUUUGGAAACGGUGAUCCAAGCUUUUCCAAUUUAUGGCCGAGCAGCAGUAGCAGAGUUUGCUUCACUGUUCUGGGAAUCAUUCCUUGUCGAAAUCUUCCAACCUAACACGUCUCCCAGCCAAGACUUUUUACGACUUCUAGAGCGUGCCUGCCAGACUCUAUUCUCGACCGUUUUCCCUGCUGAGGUCGAAUUUUCUCCCAGUGGCCCGCUUGAUUUCAUCAAGCAAGCUCUCGAAGUCGUCAUGAAAGAGUUACAUUCACCUGAAAAAUCUAGGGCAGUUCCGGCCACUCGACUGGUCGGUUGGAUCGUCGAGAGUGGCGCAAAUGUCACUGAUGUGAUACUACCAACCAUUGACACAAGCGUGGGCACGCUUUUACAUCUAUGGAAGGCGACUAAGACUGCCACCGGGGAUGACGUCUUACUAAAACGAACUAGCAUACUUGGCCAUCUCAGUACGAUAUUUAGCUCAAUAGGAGCCGUCACCAGCAAACAAGCUACUUCAGUACAUCUUUCAAUUUCACAAUGGCUUACGAGCUCCCUCCGACAUGACAUUCUGUCGAUAUUGAUCAAAGAGGUCCUGGAAAACGCAUCAUGCACAGAUCCGCUUCUUCAGGUCGCAGCACUGCGAACUCUAGUCAACUUUGUAGGUAUUCCCGACACACUUGAGAUGCACGAAGCAAAUGAUGUGAUUGGCACUGUGACUCGCUUGCUUCUGAGCAGUGAUGAGAAUGAAAUAACCAAUGCUGUCAUUGAAAAUCUUUCCACCAUAGCAGACUCCCAUCCAGCUGCAGUAGCUUCGGUCACCCUUCCUGAACUCUUCUCAAAAUUACCCAGCGCCAACCACCUCCCUUCGGUGGAAGCAUCUCCACCGAUUCCUCCUGUCACCUCAGCUAAAUAUAUCACCAUUUUAGAUGGCCUGGCAAGUCUGUGCGAUCGCGCAACUCUCUUUGACUCUUUCCUUGUCCGACUGUUCGACGCGCUCGAGUCCAGCUGCAACGCCGCCUUUCAGGUAUCGGUAAAGGAAUUCUUAUCCUUAUCUGAUGGAAAUAAUCGCAACCAGCCAUUUGAUUAUCGUGCCUACAGCCACCAUCUCCUCAUAUGCCUCCACACUGUCAUACAAGCCAAAAUCAAUUCAUUCAAUGCCACCCUCAAGAGUCCCGCAUCUGACAUGGAAGAAUGCGCGGUCACGGCGACUCAGGCACGUGGUAUCAUCGGUAGAUUAUUUGAGAUUCUUCUCUGUGAAGGACAUGCCUUAGAGAAUUUACCCGCCGAAGGAGGUGGGGAGGCUUCAGGGGUUCGGAGAGAUGUUGAUCUCAAUGCGAUUCGCGAGCAUUGUACAAUUCGUAAUGAUAAGCGGAUAGUCAUCAACGCUGGUCAAAUCAUCAACUCGCUGAUGGGUCAGCUUGACUUCCAUCUUGGUAAUGUGACGGAGAUAGUUGCAGAGUCUCGGAACCUUUCAUCGGCCUCUUCAGCCACUCGGUCUUGCAAAAUCGAAAGAGGCUUUUUACCCAUGUCUGUUGAUGCACCAGAUCCGGAUAAGAACAUGCUGGCUCUCUAUGUAGAAGCCUUAAUCGCCAUCAGACCUGGAUACUAUCAUUUCAUUUCCCAGACCGGCUCUCCUAACCCAGUUGCCCUUCAGGCUAGUCUCAGAUUACUGUGUUCAACGCUCGACCAGUUUUGGGCGUCCGAAAUCGAGGCCAGCCGACUUACACGGCCGCGCUCAAGGAAACUUGCGAUCAUGAUGUGGAUCUGGAUUAUCAAGGGUUUGGUCGUUCGAUCUGACCCACGGGGGUACACGAUGCUCGACCGAAUUUGCGGUUUGUUGAAGGAGGACGGGGAACUUAAAGGUUGGAUUGCAAAACGCUUGGCCGUCGUUGUUGAUCAUAAGGACGAGACUAUCAGUCCCAAGAACUUUGCAGUCAUCAAGGUAGAACAUUCGCCCCCCUCAUCCACAGUAGUUUGUUUCAGAUUGGAUACUAAUUCGAUUUGGGAUGACGCUCAGUUUUUAUCCAUGCAACGCGCUUGCCAUUAUCUGAUCGGUCGUCUAGUUCGCGACUAUGCUGAGGCAAACGAAGAUUCACGUUGGGUUUAUCUUGUCGGAUUGGCCACUUUACUUGCACGAGUGGGAUCCUCAGUGACCUCCCUGCAGCAUGAAAAGAUUAUACCUUUGCUACUUGAGGCGUUAAAGCUACCUGAUGUGGACGUUAAGUUGGAUAGCUUGGUGACCAUCCAUGACCUGAUUGAAAACGACAAGCGAGGGACCGUCUUCGAGAAUCACUUAUCUUCUCUAGUAUCGGCCUUGUUAAUCAACUGUACCUUCGGAAGGGGUAGCAUCAAUGGCGAAGACAGGUCCAAGACACCUAAUGACUCAGCGCCAAAAACGGGAGGAACAUCUGCGUCGGUCAGGCUUUUCGCGCUGAAGAUUCUGGCACUCCUGCCGAGCAAGGCCGGCCACCCGUCGUCCUCAACCCCCGGCCCUUCCCCGCCACCGUCCGGCCUGCCAUCCAAUGUCGCCAAGGGCGUCCUACAAGGCCAACGGAACAAGGUGUUGCUGGCCCUGUCCAGUGCACUCGACGACCCCAAACGCGACGUCAGGAAGAUCGCCGUUGAUUGUCGCGCUUACUGGUUCUCUCUAAACUUGACUUGAUUUCGAUCAUGGCACCCCAUGCGUUCAACUUACCACAACUACUCCUUUUCCAAAUUUUUAACCGUUUUCUAUCGUUCAUCUGCUUUUCGAUCUAUUUACCAUGA